Molecule: messenger RNA, 1068 nt
Organism: Aegilops tauschii subsp. strangulata
Lineage: Eukaryota; Viridiplantae; Streptophyta; Magnoliopsida; Poales; Poaceae
Source: RefSeq, a predicted model, not a curated record
AUGGAGCUGAGGGUGCCGCUGCUGUCCUUCUCUACUGAGGAUGUCGCCGCGGCGGCUGCGCGCAGACGAAGCCAUCAUCUGGGCACGGCGGCUCAGGACAUCGACGGCGACAUCGUCAGGUUGGAGCAAGGCACGGCGGCGGUGACGGGAGCCGGCGGGAUCGAGAACAGGGGGAUUGAGAGCAAGGGGCGUGCCUCGCCUCCAUUGAUUGUGCCUAAAGCUCCAAGAAGACUAACACAGCCACUGAUUGUCAAACGAAGAAAAAUAUUCAGGUGCAGUUUCAUCUUCCUGGCCCUGGAAUGGUGUCCCCAGGAAAUGGACGUCUUGCCUUUGCCAAAGAGACCUACCAGGGACUGGUCGGAGCUGCCUUUUGACACCCUCUAUUCAAUUUUUGCCAAUCUAGGGGUCGUUGAUCUUCUUAUGGGUGCGGGCCUUGUUUGCCACUCAUGGCUGAAGGUGGCCAAGGAGCCUGAUCUAUGGCGAAUCGUGCACAUGCAGCACCACGAGAUCGUCGGCAUGGACACAAAUGAUUUGCGGGCAAUGUUGAACGUGGAUAUUGACCGUUCUGAUGGGCGGAUGGAGGUGUUUGUGGGAGAGUAUUUUCUUACUGAUAAGCUCCUCAAGUACACAGCGGACAGGUCGCCCAAUCUGAGGCACCUUGACCUUGUGAAGUGCUAUAGGAUCACGAAAGAAGGAUUGGCUGAGGUGAUACCAAGGUUUCCCCUGCUGGAGAAGAUCGUGCUUUGGGGUUACCGAAGAAGUGUCACAGGGGAUUUGUAUCAAGUCAUUGGUAGAACAUGCAAUCAACUCGAGUGCCUCGAGCUAUGCCAUGGGAGCAGGGAACAGACGCUUGGGAUUGCGGCAUUGCAAGGGCUGCGAGACAUCGCCCUCAUACGCUGCAAUGUGAACGACGAAGAGCUGGCAUUUAUCAUUGAUAGUUGCCCUCUCCUGGAGCGUCUUCACGUGAGGGGUUGCUUCGAGAUCGCCGGCGAGCCAAUCCUGAUGGCCAAGCGUGCCAGGAUCAAGGCAAUGUCGGUUCAAAUCUAUGCCCGCUAUAACUGGGACUGA